This is a messenger RNA of Owenia fusiformis, 1942 nucleotides long. The record is from the annotation of a GenBank genome assembly. NCBI's taxonomy places the organism in Eukaryota, Metazoa, Annelida, Polychaeta, Sabellida, Oweniidae.
UAUAAUCUCUGUCCUAGGAGAUAAUUAAUCCAUUUCAAACAGGCCAGAAUGGAUUAAAGAGGAAUCAAAAUUAAAAACUGACAAGUGGACUUCACAUUUGAUUAAACUGGAGUAAGAAUAAUUGCAAUCAAUCCCAUUAAAGUUCAUGUAUUCUUUUUUAUAAUAACAGUUCGGUUGCUAUUAAUAUAAUUUAUAAUAAGGAUAAUAAACAAGGAUUAAGAGAUAAAAGUUAGACAACAUUGUUUUCUAGAACGAUUAGUAAUUUUUAAUCAACACGCAGAAAACAGUAAAAAGAAACUAUGGACAUGUAUUCUAAUUAUUAUAUCAAAGUUUUAUUCCAUGUGUGUAUUAUAUUAAUCAUUGCUGGUCAAACCCAGACAAUGAGAAGAAAACAUAAAUCUAGGAUCACUGACAUGCCAAUGAAUGAACUUAUCAAUAAGUUCUUUGAUAACAUUGACCCAAAUGAGGUGGAUAUAGAACGUGACACAAACAAACAAACAGAAACAGUAAAUAUAAUAAAUAUUUGUAACCUUGACCCCGACCGAGGACCAUGUAAGAGAAAUCGUCGUCGUUACUAUUACAAUCCGUUGAAUAAUCAAUGCCUUCAAUUCAGCUAUGGAGGUUGUCAAGGAAACAGCAAUAACUUUCUUACACAAACUGCUUGUGAAAAACAGUGCAUGCUAAAUGAGACGCAGAUAUGUAACCUACCAGUUGAUAAUGGACAAUUCUGUCUGGAACCAACUGGUGAGAGGUUUUCCUGGGACCCAGCAAAAAAAGAAUGUACAAGUUUCCAGUACAGGGGUUGUAGAGGGAACCUCAACAAUCACUUGACCAAGGAAUCUUGCUUAACAAAGUGUGGCCAUCUUGAUAUCUGCAGCCUGCCAAAGGACACAGAGGACUGCGACCUGCCUGUUCCUGCAUUCUACUUCAACUCUGCCACACGGAUGUGUGAACAAUUGGAGACUGGCAAAUGUCAAAAGAAUGGCAACACAUUUGAAAAACUAGCUAAAUGUCAGGAUGCAUGUCGACCAACAUGCAAAUGGACUUGUAAGAGUUGUAGAAGGAACAACAAGGUGAGAGUUGUCUACAAAUGUUGGCAAUGUCUACAAGGCGUUUUUACAAAGAUCAUUGGCAUUGUUAUUCUGGCAAAGUUGGUGUCAUUCAACUUCGCCUUUGAACAAGAUCGGACUGGAUUAUUCCUGAGCAUUUCUGAUGAUGAUAAAAUCGGGAAUAACAGAGGAAAUAAAUUUCUGCCACUUUAUAAUAGAGGGCUUGGAGAUGUCUAUGGCAGAUUUCAGCAAGAUGAGUGGGGGAAAGACAAACUUUUAGGUUAUGAAGAAACCAAUGACAAGAAGGAAAUACAAAGUGAUGAAGGAGAAACAGAAAGUGAAAGGCAAGAAAAGCUUUACAAGAUGUUACGUGAAUUGCUUAGAUACGCAGCAAGCAAGCAUGAAACAACAUAUCACCUUUCGGGAUCAGAAGCUGGUGUAUCGAAAAGGCGUUAUGAUGGCUCGAAAUCCACCCCAUGGCAUUUCCGAAAAUGUCAUAAAAAGAAAAUCAGUGAGAAAGUGAUACAAGAUGUGAACUUUUUCAUAAAAACAUUAAGCCCAAGCAAAAAAGCAGUUAUUCACCUUUGAAUAUAUAACCUAUUUAUAAAGUUGAUAUUACACUAGAGCCUACAGUGAAUGCAUUUAUCUGAUACUUAUGAUGCACUAUACUCUGUAAACAUGACAUUGCCUUUAUGAACGUCUAGUAUUAUCUUCGUUAAUGUAAUUUUAUACAGUAUGUGUGAGAAUAGGCACUAUCAUGUACCACUUUAUUACACAUAUGAAGACACAAAUAAAAAUUUUAUAUUUUCAAAAUUCAGUAGAACUAAAAGAUUAAGAUGAAUUGAAUUCCCUUUCCCAGUGAUGGUCACAUUUAACUUGCAGAUUGGUCCAGC